CCAAUCAGUUUGAUUCGCCCAAUUAUUAUCUCUCGGCCAAUUCAAUCUUCAUAACACGAUGUGUACAAGAUGGCUGCCUCAAGUAAUAACUGGGUAAAACUAAAUGUCGGUGGAACUUACUUUUUAACGACGAAACAAACGCUCUGUAGGCAUCCCAACUCCUUCUUGCAUAGGCUUUGCGCGGAGGAUCCAGAUUUACCCUCGGAUAAGGUAAGGAAAGCUUGUGUCGUGCCAAAUGUUCGUGAUGUCAAGCUCGCAGCUAACCGGUGGACAUUUUGACAUCUACAGGAUGAACGCGGAGCGUAUAUGAUAGAUCGUGAUCCUCGUUAUUUUGGACCUGUUUUAAACUACCUUCGGCAUGGAAAGCUCAUAAUCGAUAAAGACCUGCUGGAGGAAGGUAAUAUAAAUGUGCACGAAUAUCUCUUGAAUUUAAUUUGCUCUGACUGCUAACACAAGACCUCUCGAGUUCUCCCAGUUUGAGUUUACGCCUCGGUAUUUUCUAUGUAAACAUAAAGUUUUGACGACACGGGUUUGCAGCUUUUCUUUUAUAGUGCCUUUAUUUAAAUCGCUUUGUGGCAGAGCUGAAGUAUUUAAUUUCCUCUGCGACUCUCAAGUAGCUGGACUGCAUAUAAGAAUUCGGUCUGACAUCGAUUUUGUACGGUUCAAGCACUACGUAAGCCUUACAUGUUAACUAAAUGGGAAACAAAAAUCGGUAUAUCUAAAAGCUUUUCCUUACCUUUUCAAAUGCCUCCUGUCGCAGUAAAAGCUAUAAACUCCGAUGAUGUGUGUAAAAGGUUUAUCAGAGAAACAGACGCACAAAUGUUUUGACUUCGUGAAACAUACGACACCUCCAUAAAAGUAUUGUUGACUUUACAGCAAAGAAAUUUCUUACGUUUCACAACCUUUCUGUCUAUCGUUUUUUCUCCAUGAAAAGGCAGUUAUUCCAAAUGUCAUUGUUGCUGGCGUGCUAAAGUGCAAAGCAGGAAAAAAUUGAGAUUUACAAUGAUUGUUUUAAUUUUUUCAGAUCGGGAUGAAGAAUUUUUUCCAUUUUGAUUAAUAUCUGCCAAGUUUAAGAUAACUUGAGCGUAUGGUUGUAAUAGUAUACUCUAAAGUACACAACAUGUUUUACUACCAAAAGUAGGUAUUUUUUGUUUAACAGUCAUUCAUAUCAGGGCAAAAGUAUGGCUGGCUGUAAAGAAUAUUGUCAAAUAAAAUGAGCAAUCUUUUUACUGAAUAACAUUUGCAGGGUAAUAAAUUCAGAGGCUUCAAUAUUUCAAUACAGUAUUAGGGGUGGUCACGUUUAAUUAUUAUUUACUGACAGUUUAAUUUUAAUUAGCAUGUAAAUUUAUGUCAUUGCUGUGAAGACUGAGAGAAAUUUAAAAAAAAAUCUCUCCUGUAAUGCUCUUGAUUUUUUCCUGAAGUUGAUUUAACUGAGCCCUUUGUUCAUUGUGGUCAGCAGUUUAGUUUCACAGCUGUGUCUUCUUUUGUUUUAAAGAAUACCUAAAAAUGGUGAUUCUGUUCUGACUGGUUGUGUCGUUUGUCUCGCAGUACCAUCCACUACCAUGGACAUGUCAAGUCCAACUAUUUUUGAGGGGACUUCCAGAUGGCUUGAUUGACCACUAGGCCACACAGCCCACCACCCCCUCCCCCCUCUUCUAUACAGUUUCAGUGUAUAUCACAUGCACCUGGUAGUUGUUUUGGUUCAAGCCUUGCAAUUAGGUUGUUCUCUAGAACAAGAGACAAUGUUCCACUUUGUCUCUCCUCUGGAGGCGUGGUGGCCAAAGAUUUAAAAAAUCACAAUUCGGAUCUGUAUUUCUGACCUUAUUGUCAUACUUUUUUUAACCUUAGACAGUGAGCUUUGUUCCACUUUCUCUAACUUCACCCAAGUGUUUAACAUAUACAUGCUGCAGGGGGGAAACCCUGAAAUGGACUAGCUUUCUACACAGGGGGAAGUAGCAAAAUGUCGAGGUGCUUCAGGCUACAAAAACUGUGUUACAUUCUGGCCAUGUGGACCUGGGCCCAUGUUUCACCUUUGAUUUACCCAGCAACAGAAAAAUUUUCCUUAGUUUGUGUUGAUCACUGACAGUUGAAAAAGGUUUCCAACCUUUCUCAUACUUAUUUUUUGUGGUAUGACAUGAGUAAAGGCUAGUAAUAACCUCUGGUUAAUAUAAUUCUGCCAGUUUAGUUUCUUUCUUGUCAUGUUUGUCUGGAGAUUAUGUAAUGUUUCUAUCACUUACAUGUAUUUACACAUACCGUUGGUGGUAGCUUUAUGUUAUUAACAGUUUAGGUGGGAUGGUUUGGAACCCGUAGGAAGGGAGUGGAAGCUAUGCUAAAAUGUUUUUUGAGAGAAGAGUUUGUCGAUAAUGUUUUAUUAUUAUUAUCAUUAUUAUUACUGUUAUUAUUAUUUUCAUUGAAAUGAGUUUAAUUUGCAUGUGAAGGAAAACUUAUUUUCAUAUGAUGCAAUGAUAAUUACCAGGACACACUUUGAAAACGAGGCUAAUGGUAAUUUGAGAAUGGCAUUUUGGACAACCAGUGUAGCUCACAAUGUUUUUUAUGUCUUGAUUAAAAAAAAAGAAAGAAAAUAUUAAAACUUUUUUUCAUAUGAUGCAAGGAUUAGUGCAGGGACAUACUUUGAAAAGAGGCUAAAGGUAAUUUGGGAAUGGCAUUUUGAACAACCAGCAUACUUCACAGUGUUGUUUGUGUUUUGCUUUUCAGGUGUUUUAGAAGAGGCAGAGUUUUAUAAUAUUGAUCCUCUUGUUAAAAUGAUAAAAGAUAGGAUACAGUCUAGAGAUUCUCGACUAAAACCCGCAGUAAGUCUUUGUUACCAUAAAAAUAUUAUUCUGUUUUUCCUCAAAAAUUUAUAUUUUUUAUCUAUUAGACACCACGAUCAUUGUAUGUAAAUAAUAAUAAUAUAUAUUAUUUUUAAUAUCUAGUAAUAUUCCCGGCAAUCUUAGUUGUAUAGUUGCAUUUAUUUUAAAACUGGCCAACCAAAAGCAAAAAAUCCAUCUACCUGCAAAGAUGUGACUAUCUCUAUUUUGCCUUGUUUCUUUAAUCAGGGCUUCUGAUAUUUCGCGCGGUCGCGGACCCGCGAAAUUCAGGUAUUUCCGAGAAAUACCGCGAAAUCCGCCAGAAAUAUUUUCAAAUACAUGUCGGCAAAACAUAUUUCAUACUUAUCUUGGCUAUUAGACCUCCCUUGUAGAAUCAGACACUAUGUAGAAUCUAUGCAAAUGCUAUGUCACAAAGCUAUGCAAAACCUAUGUUAAUCACUCAUACAUUGCUUUAACCAGAUCCUAUGUUGUUUCUAUGCCAGGACUAUGUUUUUUGUAUCGAAAAUGCUAUGUUUUCGCUAGUCAAACAGAACCUACUUAAAAGCUAUGCAGUUUUUAAAGGUAGGAAUAAAGGAAGAAAUGACAUAGUUUCCACAUAGCCUAUACAUACAGUUUACUUAGCUUGUGGAAAGAGAUUUUAGACUUCAUAGUCAACCUCAUAGAAAAAUCAUAGAAAAUAAAUAGCCUUCACAUAGGACUGAAAUAGAGUUUACAUAGUAAAAUGGAACAGGGAACAGUUGAUUAAAUAGCUUUUGAAUAGGGUUUGCCUAGAAUUUAGAUAGCCUAGAAAUAGAAAAAACAUAUGAAAAACAUAGCCUUUUUAAAGGUGACAUAUACUUUGCAUAGCAUUAAAAUAGGGAAAACACAGAACAAAUAGUCUUUGCGUAGGUUUGAAAUAGGAUUUUAAUAGUAUUUGAAUAGGUAAAACAUAUCACAUACACAAGCUUUAACUAGAGUUCAAACAGAAAUUACAUAGAAUUGACAGUCUCUUAUGUAUGUAGGUUUCGAUCUGCUUAAGCAAAUGUAGUGUUUAAAAUACGUUCGUAAAAAUCACCAAAAUAGUAAAGAUAGUAUAAAAAUAUGAAUUAGAAUAUCUUUUACAUUGGUAAGAAAUAGGUUUUGAAACGAAAAAUUGAAAAACCAUGGCAAUAUAAUACCACGAACACUAAUAGUAACACAAAUGCAGUAUUUUCAUGGAGGUUUCACAAUCGAAACCCCAAGUUUAAGUUUGCUUAUCGUGUAGACUUUUUGCUGAUGUCGUGCUGUUCAGUGCCAUACAGUUUCCUUUUGACUGCAACGAAUAAGUAUCUGCAAACAGAAAAGUGGGGAUUUUAAGGCAAAUGAACAUAAAAACAACCUGACGUUUUAGAAUUGAAACGAAGGAGUAUCAAAGCGUGAUCUACCGAUCCUUGUUCAGAUACGCGAAAAGGGGAGACAACACAGGCAAAUCGAAACUUAAUUGAGAAAAACAUCACUUACCAACGUUAGGAAUACUUUUUGUUGAACCUGGCAGGAAAAAGACUGUAAAUUGAAGUAAAAAGAAGCGUCUUCUUGUAAAAACACACGCUUACAGCUCGUCUUCUUUGACUUGAAAGCGCCCGCGUGGGAACAGACAAUUUUCACACCUUUUCAUUGGUUGAAAAGGCCCACGUGACGAUAAAACGCAAAAUACGCAUGUGUUGAACUCACGGGCUUCCCUGGGAACUAGUGGAAACAAAAUGGCUGACAAACAUCCACCGGGUAUACCCAUCCACCGAGGCAGGUAGCGUUUCGCAGUUUGGAGACGUCCACAAUCAAGACGAAGGAUCGAACCAAAUGGAAAAGAAGAAAAUGAUGCAUGGAAGUAUCAUUUCAAGUAAAGAACUCUAGGGAAAAGCUAAAAAGGAAAGUUAAGACAGGGAUGAUGGAUGUAGCGAUUUAAUGCUUAACAACAGUUAACAAAAGUCUCCUCACUAAGAAACUAUCUGCAAGCACAAAAAAAAAUUAUAGUACAUGAUUUUUCAGUGUUUUAGUUUAAAACACUGCUUUUUACUUUGGAAGUAUGCUUAGCCUUCUGUAAGCGCUACCAUCAACAUGCCUAGUCACUUAAAAGCUAUGUUGGAAUAUCACAUAGGAGACGCAUAGACUACAUAUAUUUUUCAUAUGAGUGACAUCGGAAAAAAUAUGGUUAUGUAAAAGCUAUGUAGCCUUUAUCUCAUGAUAAAGCUAAAUGAAAAUGUCACAUAGUGAAUACAUAGGCUGCAAAUAUGUUUCAUCACAUAGCAUAGAAUAUACAUAGCACUACGUAAAAGCUAAGAAACUUGUUGGAAAUAAAAGUGAAGAUCGAAAUGCUAUGUAAAAGCUAUUUUACUUUGAUGCAUAGUGAAUACAUAGGAUGCUAAUCGGAAGGAAAAGCAGAACUUUCUAUUGCAUAGUAAAUACAUAGCUAUGUCAAGACUAUGAAAAGAUUUUGAAUAGUAUUUGCAUAGGUAUUCAAAAGCUAUGUGCUUUUCAAAUAGCCUAAACAUAGUUUCAACAUAGAUUUUGCAUACUUUGGACUAUGUUGUUUGGCGUGUUACAUAGUUAAUACAUAGCCAGUAGUGAACAUAACAUAGCUGAAACAUAGUCCAACAUAGUAAACAAAUAGCAUGAGCAUAGGUUUUGCAUAUGUCUGGUUCUACAAGGGCUGUUUUAUUCAUCCCAAACGUCCAAAUUUUUAUCUUGAACGUUCGUCACGUCAAUGAGUAAACAACGUCCCAAAACUACCAGGCGGUUUUAGAUGAACGUUGCGAAAAACUGGGCACUAACCAUAAUGUUAAUGGCUUUAGCAUUCGCUCAUUUCUCGAGCGAACUGUUGUUGAAAGAGCAAAUGAUUAUCCUUGUUAAAAAAAAGUGGAACAACGCUGGUCAUAUCGACGCAAAAUUGAUUGAAUUUAGCGAAAUUUGCAAAAAAAAACCAGCAAAAUCGGCUGUUUUUUUACUGAUUGUUUCUUGGCGAAGUUUCCCUCUGAAAUUUCCCGUGAAAUCGGCCAAUUUUUCUAAGAAUUUGGCCCCGAAAAUCCUUCGAAAUUUGACUUUUUUCCGCUAAAAUCCCGCGAAACCGGCCGAUUUUUCCGCAAAUUUUGACUUUUUUCCCGCGAAAUCAGCCGAUUUUGAAGCGAAUUUUGACUUUUUUCCCGUGAAAAUCCCGCGAAAUCGGCCGAUUUUUCCGCGAAUUUACCCCUGAAAAUCCCACGAAAUUUUGCUUUUUUUUCCGCGAAAUAUCAGAAGCCCUGUUUAAUGUAAAUGUUGUGGCUCAAUAAUAUUUUAUCCUUGGUUCAAGUUUUAUUUUCCUUUGUUUUAAACCCAUUAUCAUACAUUACCAUACCCCAAAACAAAGGGAAAUAAAAUUUAGACUAAGGAUAAAAUUGAACAAAAAACACCCUUAAAUUUAAACAGUCAUGUACCCUCUCAAGCAAGUAUUUUAGCGUUCUUAAAACUUGAAUGGAAAAUGUAGCUAACCAUAAGUAGGUUGAGUUUGAUCGUCUGGGUGAACGUAGUCCUGAAUAGGACUGUUGUUGUUGACAGUGACUGACGUUUUGACAACCUGUGCAGUAGUCGUCUUCAGAGUCCUAUUCAGGACUACGUUCACCUGGACAAUCAAACUCAACCUACUUUUGAAAUGACUCCUGGGUUCAAAACCUUUCACAUAGCUAACCAUGUUGAAUUACUGGUCUGAGUACACCUUGUAAGUGCCAUUCAAAGCUCUUGUUUGUGGUCAAAUUACUUUCAUGUGGUCUUGUUUUCGUGUACCUCUCUAGAGGCACUAAAACAUUUUAUAGUACUUUGCAGUAUUACAAAAAAUCAUUAAUAGGUACCAUGACCUUGUACUAUAGACAACCAGGUACAGCAGUGAAUGUCAUGUUGUUUUAUUUCCAGCUUCAGUCGAAAAAACAUGUUUACAGAGUUUUACAGUGUCAUGAAGAUGAACUUACUCAGAUGGUUUCUACAAUGUCAGAUGGCUGGAGAUUUGAACAGGUCAGGAGAAAAAUUUUUGGUUUGUGUUUCUGCAAUAAGGAAAUAUCCAUAAUAUUACAAUGUGCACUCCCUGCUGUUGGGCUUGUCACCUUGCCAUGGUGAUAAAGUUUGCUUGUCUUAAGGAUCCCAAGAGAUAUGCCUGAGUGCAGGGUUUUAGCACUGUUGGGUCCAACCAUGCUGGUUAGAACUAAGGACAGCUCGUGGCUCCCAUGCUGGGCAUUUGGCAAGCUACCAAUAACUCAUCUUUGUUAAAAAAUUGUUGAUUGGGAGAAGGGAGCUACCCUGUUCACCACUUAGGAAAAAGGAACUAGUUAUGUUGACAUUUGCUUUUGUGGCAGAUCUAGCUAUGUUGAUUAUAGUUUUAAAUCAGUUACAAGAUAUCCACAGCUCCCUAGGAAAGCUGAAUGUAUAUUAUUUAGGCUUUGUGAACAUGCCCUUUUCAGUCAUUAAGGUCUGCUUGUUUGCAGUUUUUGUUCAUAAUCUGCAGUUAUAAUAUUAAUGAUUUACCCCUCCUGUAUGAUGUUUCCCAGGGUAUUUUGUUUUUUUCUUCUUGGGUUGUGACCGUGUUAAUAUUCGUUUUUGCAGUUAAUUAGUGUUGGAAGUAAUUACAACUAUGGCAGUGAAGAUCAAUCAGAAUUUUUAUGCGUAGUGUCAAGAGAUGUUUCUGAUUCACAAGAGCAAGGUGCAACAGGAACUGAACAAAGUGAUAAGGCAAAGGUGACUGAAAAGGAGGAUUUAUACUAA
Molecule: messenger RNA, 7568 nt
Organism: Porites lobata
Lineage: Eukaryota; Metazoa; Cnidaria; Anthozoa; Scleractinia; Poritidae
Source: the annotation of a GenBank genome assembly